Messenger RNA from Stylophora pistillata, 4093 nucleotides. RefSeq lists its product as uncharacterized. The record is from RefSeq and is a predicted model, not a curated record. Lineage: Eukaryota; Metazoa; Cnidaria; Anthozoa; Scleractinia; Pocilloporidae. Gene Ontology annotation, molecular function: protein binding; ADP binding.
GAAGCGCGCUGAAAUAGUACUUCCGCCCUGUGGUGUUUUGCCUCGAAGAGCCUUUCCUUUCUUGGCUGCGUGAACAAAAUGGAUCGAACGGUCUGGCUAGGAAGACGGUCAUUCCCUUGGACCGUCUGACUCACAAUCCGUUGGAAGGCAACAGCGUAGUACAAAGAGGGCAAAAUGAAUUCUGUUUUCGAUUCUUCGGAGGAGAAAACAAAUGGCACAAAGCUGUUACGACUGGUAGUUGAUGGAGGCACACAUGUUCUGAGAGAGUACUUACAGCGAUGUAUUGUUCCGCCUUCAACACUGCAAGACGUUCUCAACAAACACAGGGGAAAGCUUCGACACUUAAAAUCUAAGAAGAUAAUUACCAACAAUCAGAUGGAUCAGUUAUUUCCUUCUACAGGUGACCCACCGGACCCUCAAACAUUUGACGUAACUCUCUUGGUUCUGUUACUACGAGAAGUUUGCGGUUUGACUGCACCAGUUCCCAAUGGAUGGAACGCAAUACCUUUGGGUACUGAUACCAGCGAUGAAGCUAAUAUCGUCCGGAUCAAGGUCCUGAGAAAUAAGCUGUGUCAUGGGAAAUCCACUGGCAUUUCUAAUGUCGAAUUCCAAGACGAGUGGAAGACGAUUGCUCAGUCAUUGGUAGCGUUGGGACUCGAUCAAAAGGAAGUGGAUCGCCUCAAAACUGAACCCAUUGAUCAUGACGCUGAACGUCGAAUAAACGAAGAAGUAGAGAAGUGGAAAAUGGACUUUGAACCACGGGUAGACAAGCUGGAGAAUGACUUUCAGAUAGUAAAGGGGGAAAUUUCUGCCAUUCAAGCUUCUAUUUCAGAGGAAGCCAUCGGUGAACAUACCAACUGUCUGCCGGAUAAAAAUGAAAUCUUUAGACGAUUCAAGGAGGUGGGAGAAAUUGUGGGUGCAAUUCGAUCUGAAAAGGCAGCUGUAGUUCUUGUAACUGGAGGGCCUGGGUAUGGUAAAACAGCUGUGGCGAUCAAAGUGGGUCAUGAAUUGGCAACCAACUUGAAUGAAGAGAAGAUGGUUUUGUUUUGUCCCCUCAGAUCUAAAGCAACAAUUGGUGAAGUAGCUAUUUCAAUGAUCCUUACUUGCAGUGCAAGCCACUCUCAACCACCAGAACAUCCCCAACAUUGGCUUCGAAAUUGGAGCAAACAACAACAGAAGAAAGUUUCUUUUAUUCUGGACAAUGCAGAUGAUGUUCUAGAAUCAGAUGAUCGAACUGCAUUUGUAACCAUUUUGAGAGACAUGAGGACUCUAUCAAACUGCAAGAUCACAUUUGUCAUCACCACCCGAAAAGUAUUUAAAGACCCCAAUUUGCCCACACAACAUGUAAGGCUGCUUCCUCUAUCGCCACAGCAUGCAAAGGAACUCCUUGUAUCCAAAGUCCUAGACCCAGAUGUGAAGCAAGAGCUCUCCAAGACAGAUGAAUUGGUUCAACUUUGUGGUUGUGUACCUCUGGCCUUAUGCAUUGUUGGUUCAUUGCUUUCAGACUGUCCUGAAGAUCAGCUUAUUAAUCGUCUUGAAGAAAAGCCAUUGGAUGUUCUCAGAGAGGAUGAAAGUAAUGAAAAUUCUGUUGAAAAAGCAAUUGACACCUCUUUUAACUUUUUGAGAGAAACUGAACAAGAGGCUUUGGUACUUCUGUCAGUUUUUCCUGGCUCAUUCAGUUACGAUGCUGCCCAAGCUGUUAUCCAAGCAGGAGGUUGUCAAGUUGAUCCUCUCUCAAUCUUCCUUUCCUUGAAAAACAGGUCACUUGUUGAGACAUUAGCCCCACACCGAUAUCAAAUCCAUCUGUUUAUUCAAGCAUUUGCUGAGAAGAUUGAUCAAGCCAAGUAUUCUUCAUUCUUACAGAUGAAGGGGAAAAAAUUGGCCAGUAACCACUCUGUUUCCUAUCUAGUGAAAAUUGCCAAUCAGUUCUGGAGCAAAGACAAGUGCCGAGAGGCAAUUUUCCUUUUUAACUUGGACAGGCACAACUUUGAGUAUUUCUUUCAGUUCUACCUCAAAGAAUUAAAAAAUCAGGAUCCUCAACUGAUGAUAACCAUGAAAAACUUAGUGGAAAAGUGUCUUAGAACAUGCAUAUUUUUAGACAUGUGCAUUCUUCCAAGUGUUUAUUUGAAGUACCUACAAGAACUUUAUCAGCUUUUGACAUCUAACCAACAACCCAUCACUAAAAGAGUGGAACUUCUCUGCCUCCUGGGGCAUGAAUAUAGAAAAAUAGGCAAUCAAAAGAAAUAUAAAGAAAUGAUAGAAAAAGCUGCAGACCUACAUUCAAAACAUCAGAAAGAAUUUGAAAAUGAGAAGUUGUCAGAGUCUUUUUUUUGCAAUAAUUAUGCACGGUUUCUCUCUGAAACAGGGAACUCUACAGAAGCAAAAAAGCAAUUUAAUACUAGUUUGAGAGUUUGUGAACAACACUUACAAAAUGAUCUUGUUCAAAAAGGAGCCACUCUGCUUUAUUCUGGACGAUAUGACAAGCUUCAAAAGGACUAUACACUAGCAGAGAAAAAGUUGACUGAAGCAUUACAGCUUUAUCAGAAGAGUCUUGGUAAUCAUGUAAUGACUGCACUACUUCUGGAAAAUCUUGGAGAUUUUCACCUUUUUCGUGGUGAUGGAACUCUAGGAUCAGUUGAUGACCAACAAAAAUCAUUCAAACUCUAUCAACAAGCUGUGGAGAUGAUGGAAAGCCUUGGCAUUAGAGACCAGCAAGGAUGCAUUAUGGCACUUGCCAAAUUGGGACUGUGUUAUCAAUUGCAAGGUAAGAUGGAAGGUGCAAAGGACUUAUUCCAAGCAUCGUUAAAAAUCUCAGAACAAGAACUAGCAGAGAAUCAUAGGUGGAAGAUCCAUGUGAUGACUCACAUGGCCUGUUGGUAUAAAGGAAAUGGAGAUACAGAGGAAGCAAAAGUGUGGAAACAAAAGGCAUUGAGAAUGAGUGAAACACUUGAACUGCCAGAACACCAACCACCCAACAAAUUUUUGCUAAAUGAAAUUUAACUUUUCAACUCCUAAGAUCUGAUUGUUAAUGUUAUUUUCAGAACGCGGAGCUUGUGUACAUUUCCUCUUAUGUUCAUUUGUUAAGUAAGUGUCAUAUUUCAAUUAGUUUCAUUUUUAAAGCACAUGUACUAGAUAUUGUAUUUCGUACUUCAUCGCUAUAAGUUGCUGUUGAUACUACCAAAUUUUUGUCUGCUAUUUAGGAGUCAUCUGCUAUCAACAAGUUACCUACAAUUGUUAGAAGCUAGACCAAAUUUGAACCAUACAAAUUCAGCCGCAUAAAUUCAGUAACACAAAUUCAGCUACAACUGUCAAUCAUAACUUUGCAAUCUUCAAUCUCUACUCUGCACUUUUCAUCUGUGAUUUCACACAGAUCUCUUUAUUUUCGUUUGUAAUUUUGAUUAUGUACUACAUUUCUACUGGGCAUGAUUUCUACUGUGCAUUCAAAUUGUCUUCUCUGCUAUACUAUUAACCUUUGGCGGUUACAGUUAAUUCUCCCCUCUGGCUGCUACAUUUUUCCUUGUUAGUGACAAGGUCUAACCUUGUAUACUGCUCUGAGGUAUGGUCCCCAUAUUCCUGUAAGAACACUAAUAAGCUUGAGGGAGUCCAGAGACGCGCCACUAAAUUUAUUUUGAAAACUAAGGAUAGCUAUGCAGCUCGUCUAGAGAAGUUCAAUCUGUAAUCUUUGGAAGACAGAAGAGUUUUAAUUGACGUUACUUUCUUUUUAAGGCACUGAAAGGGUUUUUUGACAUUGAUGUUUCACCUUUUGUGGAUUUUUACUCUAGUUUAGGUUAUUAUUCCUUAAGACAUUAUGAUCAUCUGAUGUUAAAUAGUAGAUUCUUGGAAAAUGUUGCCUGUUUACAUUCGCACUGCAAAUUGUACUGGGAAUUUUAAAUUUAAAGUGAAGAUAUUUCUUAUGAGUAAAUCAUGAUUUUAUUUUUCUUUAUUUAACGAUUAUUUGCCGAAGGUGAGGUGAAUAUCAUUGAAUAAUCCCCAAUACGGAGUCGAGGAGAUUAUUCUACAAUAUUCACCGAACCUGAGGCGAAUAAUUGUUUUAGUAUAAUUUCAGAGCUGAACAACAGAGAAAUGUCUAAAA